ACAUCCUUUCAACCCAGUCCACCGUCGUCGCCAAAUCCCAAGCUCUCUCGCGCAUCGCUGGUCUCCCCUGCCUCCCCCCAUCGACCUGCUCCUGCUUUUAAUGGGCUUUCCCUCCCUUCGCCAUGGCCGGCGACCCCCGCACCCGCGCCGCCGGUGACCCCUCCACCACCUCCGCCGCAGUCCUCGCGCCCGGGGCCGCCCUCCGCCUCGGCCCCUCCGGGCUCUUCCUCCACCUGCUCCUCCUCCACUCGCUCUUAUAACCCCGCGCCCUCUCGGCCAUGGCCGCCAUAUUCUUCCACCACGUCGUCGGCGACCUCACCGUCGGGAAGCCCCAGAUCGUCGAGCUCAGCGACGCCGACACGCUCCACGACGCCGCGCGCGCCAUCGCCGCCAGCCCCGAGGGCGCCGUCCCCGUCUGGCGCGCGCGGGCCGCGCCCGAGGAGCCGCCCUCCGGAGCCAGGUUCGUCGGGAUGAUCUCCGCGGUCGACAUCGCCGCCUUCGUCGCCACCGCCGGCGACCAGGCCAUGCAAGCCACGGUCGGCGAGGUCGUGCAGCCCAACCCGGAGCUGCUCAGGGAGGUCGAUCCCGGCACCAGGUUGAUCGAUGCUCUGGAGCUGAUGAGGAAUGGAGUGAAGCGCUUCCUUGUUCGCAAGAAUGGUUCCUGGAGAGGCCUAACCAAGCGGUUUUCAAUGCUUUAUAAUGGGAAAUGGCUAAAGAACUCGGAAUCAGGAUCCCCAAGCGCAGCUAGCAGCAGCAAUAUGCAGCUGUCCCCGUUUAUCAGUUCCGCGAACAGGUUUUGCUGUCUGUCAAGGGAAGAUAUUCUUCGGUUCCUAAUCGGAUGCCUCGGUGCUCUUGCUCCCAUCCCACUAUCUCCAAUCUGUUCCCUUGGAGCCAUCAACCCACACUACUGUCACGUCGAAGCAUCCGCACCGGCCAUGGAAGCAAUCCAGAAGAUCCCUCGAGACCCAUGCGGUGUUGCUGUAGUCGAGACGACGCCAGAUGGAGUCCGCAAGAUCAUAGGAGACAUCUCUGCCUACAAGCUGUGGAAGUGCGACUAUGUCGCAGCUGCGUGGGCACUGGCGAACCUGUCGGCAGGGCAGUUUGUCAUCGGCGCCGACGAAAACGGAUCGACACCUAUCUCUGCCUUCCUGGAGCCUUCCAUCAGCUCGUUGGUGGUGGAUGAGACCGAGUCUGUGCGCUCUCCCAAGCUGCUGAAGAAGUUCAGCAGCAGGAGCAUCGGGUUCCUGAAUAGCCACGCGAACCAGAUGAGGAGCAUGUACCGGGGGCGCAGCGCGCCGCUGACAUGCAGGAGCACGAGCUCGCUUGCAGCGGUCAUGGCACAGAUGCUGUCCCACCGGGCGACACACGUUUGGGUGACUGACGCGGAGGCCGAGGAGGAUGGCGUCCUCGUUGGCGUGGUGGGGUACACCGACAUCUUCGGCGCUGUCACCAGGAGUGAUUGACCAUCGACCGCGCUGAUUCCACAGCGACUCGUCUGGUGGGUGAUGUGUAGCGGGCGUAUUAUAACCGUGAAUAUUUGGGUAGUUUGGUGGUUUUCAGAGUUGAGAAGUUUGGGUAUGCGUGAGGCUGAACUGAACUGUGUGUAUUGUUGGAUGUGCAUUCGUUGUUGAUGGUUCUAUAAUAAGGCAGACUCAGGCCUGUGCCUGGGAGUCCAUUGGUCAAA
Molecule: messenger RNA, 1684 nt
Organism: Lolium rigidum
Lineage: Eukaryota; Viridiplantae; Streptophyta; Magnoliopsida; Poales; Poaceae
Product: CBS domain-containing protein CBSX6-like
Exons: 2
Coding region: 279-1463 (394 amino acids)
Source: RefSeq, a predicted model, not a curated record